Oldenlandia corymbosa var. corymbosa is the source of this 1762-nucleotide messenger RNA. Lineage: Eukaryota; Viridiplantae; Streptophyta; Magnoliopsida; Gentianales; Rubiaceae. The record is from the annotation of a GenBank genome assembly.
CUCUCUUCUAGACUUCUACGUUUUCUCUCUUACUACUGUCAUUUCACCAUGAGUUCUCUGGGGUUAGCCUUCUCUGCUUCAUUUGCCGGCGAUCGUCCAAUGACAUCCGGCCGCCGUUCGUAUGCUCGAAUAAAAAGCUUCAGAUGCACAAGAUUAAGCUGCAAGGCUUCUUCGUCGGAGUCCGGCUAUGAACAAUCUGUUCCGAUUCCAGCAGAUCGGUUGCGUCCGGUGAUUCAGCUUCCAGUCCCGAACAGACGGUGCCUCACCCACAAGGUUGUGGUUAUGGGAGCCACUUCUCCUGUUGCACAACAGUUGGUUUUGCUGUUGAAGCUGUUUAGAUCUAUCAGGGUUCUCAACCUGUACGAAGAAACAAAAGAAGGAGCCUCCGGCAUGCUGGAAUCCAUCGCUUCAGAUUUGAGCGGGAUAUGUACCGCUCCGACGGUGAAAGCUUUUUCUGAUGAUGACGACCUUCAGGACUGCUUCUGGGAUGCUGACAUCGUGGUGAUAGCCGCAGGGUCCGAGGAAGGUGCUGAUACAACAAAAGACUUCGAAAAUAAAGGUUUAGCUAUUCGGAGGUAUAUAGACCUUAUCUAUAGGUAUUCCACCCAGGCAUUAAUCAUGAUCAUGACAAAGCCCAUCGAAUCGAUGGUCCCUAUGGCAGCCGAAUACAUGGUCUUAAGGGGGCAAUACGGAACUUGUAGGCUCUUUGGCCUGACUGGAUAUCACUCCAUUCAGGCCAAUGCCUUGGUUGCUUCAAUGAAAAAUUUGCACGGUAAGGGCUUUUUCCAACAUCUCCGGCCCCCAUUCUUUGGGAUGGCUUCCUUAACAGACUAUUUUGGAGAUCUGUCUGUCACCUGGCCGCCGAGGACCAACUGGGCUUGUGUGGAUGUGCCCGUUGUGGGGGGUGAUGUGGGGGACACAAUUGUCCCCCUCCUCUCCAAAGUUUAUCCUGCAGGGUCUGUUGAAGGUAUCCAGUUCACUGAAGAGGAGGCUCUCCUUCUCCGAGCUCAGCUGCAGGGUGAAAACCGCCAGUCCGUUUACGCAGUUGCAUAUGCUGCUGCCCGAUUCAUUGACACUUGCCUCAGGGCGCUCAGCGGUUAUAUACCUGAAUCAUUCGAGAGGAAGGCAAUGAUGCCUCUGUAUGAUUAUGCAUUCGUGGCGGUGAAUCCUUUGGGAGACAGUUCAGAGUACUUCACAUGUAAGAUUGAGCUUGGUGUUGCUGGUAUCCAGCAUAUAUAUCUCUCUGAUCUGACUACGCAGUCCCAAGAGGAAAUGGUUGCCAUUGCAGCAGCGAAAGAAGCUCUGAAGGCACCUAUUCAGCGCGGCAAGGAUUUUGCCAUUUCCCACCCCAUGUGAUGAAACUCUCUUGGAAGUUGCAUUUGGCUGUGAACUCUUGUUUAAAUCAGAUGUGUGUUCCGUGUUUCGUUUAAGUAUUUAAAUUUUAAUUAGCCAGACCUGGUAGUGGUACUUGAUUAGGUAAGUUUCUGUUUGGUAAAUUAGGUCUGCUUUUGGAACAUAUUCUCGUCGACUUUCCAGAUUUUGGAGUCUCGACCGAAUUUGUUCAAGUUAGUUAUGUUUUGGAACCUCUCCUCGUGGACUUCCAGAUAUUGGAGUCUCGAGCGAAAUCUGUCCAAGUUAAAUUAUGUCCUUUAUUUUGUGUCCUUCAUUGUGCGCAAAAGUGACUUAUCUCCUUUCUUUGUGUCCUUUAUUAAGUGCAAAGAUCUACCUUUAGCUGCUGUUCUUGAGUGAACAUGUAUAUUAA